Molecule: messenger RNA, 1575 nt
Organism: Ilex paraguariensis (yerba mate)
Lineage: Eukaryota; Viridiplantae; Streptophyta; Magnoliopsida; Aquifoliales; Aquifoliaceae
Source: the annotation of a GenBank genome assembly
AAUGCAUGCUGAAAAUCCUUUUUUCCACUUUCGUCAAAUGCAUGUUUUUGCUGAAUUAAUGAGAGGAUAAGUGUCAUUCACCAAAGAAACUUAGAUUUUACAUGCCUUGCUGAAAAUGGAAAUGGAAGAUAGUGCAUAUUUCGAACUACUUUCUUACAUCCUUAUGCAAGCCAAGCGUCUUGCCUAGGAAAUUUUAGCCUGCCCAAUUAUUUUAAUGGAAAAGAUGGAAAAAGAAAAAACUUCACAUUUUCGACAGUAGUCUCCAGUUGUUGCUUGAACAUUAUUUUCUGGCGAGAUGAGUCUCAGCCUGCACCAUAAAUCAGAUGGAUGUUAUUGAAUUAUAAAUGUGGUAGUUGGUGUGCUCAAUCCAAACUACAGUGCUGAGGAGUUGAUUAGACUACCAAAUCCUCGGAUUUGUAGUUGACGUUGAUCGUGUAAUGUGAUGUGCAUUUAAAUUGGCCUACUAUUGGUAAAAGUGAGAGUUGCUUGUGAUUUGUCCACUUAACCAUAUAGCACAGAAUGACCGUGGCAACAGGCAGGACAACAAGGGUAAUUGGCUGGUAUCAUUCACAUCCUCAUAUCACAGUUCUUCCUUCCCACGUGGAUGUGCGGACUCAAGCAAUGUAUCAACUUCUAGAUCCUGGGUUCAUUGGGUUGAUAUUUUCUUGUUUUAGUGAAGAUGCACACAAGGUUGGAAGAGUCCAAGUUAUAGCAUUCCAAUCCUUGGAUGGGAAGCAGAAACACAUGUUGAGACCUGCUUCUCAAUCCCCUGUGGAUAGUAGUUCUGUUAUAGAUAUUGAAUCAUCUAUAAGCUCCUCUGAAAACUCAUUGACAAUAUCUGGUUCUGCAAGAGCUGAAAGCUUUGAGCAGGACACUGGUGAUUCUGGAGCAGCUGCUGGUGCUUCUAAGGGAGUGGGAAGAUCAUCAAACUUGGGGGGUUUCUUUGCUAAUGCUGCUACCGACUAUCUAGGGAGAGAAAAAACAGGAGGAAACUCCAGCAUUGACAUCGACCCCAUGGAUAUGUCAGAAAGUAUGCAAGAAGCAAUGUUUCGUUCAAAUUUGGAGGUGAGUGGUGCAGAAUUUUUCAGGAAGGAAAUUCCUCUUUAUGUUUUGCCAACCUUGUCUCUUCUCAGUCUCAAUUCUCCAUUGACUUCAUUUACAGAUUUGCAACGCGUAUUACAUGAGGAGGAGCGGACUGCAUAUAACCAAAUGAUCUCACAGAAUAUGAGGGAUGGGAAAGUGCACCCGCUUAAUUUCAUUCAUCACACAUCAACAUAUCAGGCUUCCAUGUGCAAAUUAAUGGAGUACUGCUUAAGUCCUGCCAUAAAUGCUCUCCAGGAUCGUUUGAAAGAAAAUGAAACCCAGUUAAAGAUGCUGACUGAUAAAGCCAAAAUUUUGGAGACCGAGGCCUUUAGAGGAAGCAAAACAAGUUCGGGUUCACCUUGUAGUACUCCAUCUCGUGGACUCCGAGGUACUGCUUCAUUUGGUCGUAGGGACUUGCAUAUUCCUGAGUCCAUCAGUUUGAGAAAUGUUCCUGGUCAUGGUAACCGUAGUAGAAAAGGGUCUCAAAUAUAA